GCGGAAAUAGCGAAACAACAGUUGGUGCCAGACGAUGAGAUGGAGUCAUCAUCAUCAGAGGAAGGUAGCAGCACCAAGAACGGUGAAGAAGAUGAUGACUUUACUCCGGGGUACAUCGGCCUGGGACUGACUGAGUUCAACAAACGAUUGUGGCGAAGGGAUUCGAAGGUAGACAAAGAAAAAUCAGUGGCCAAAGACAAAGAUAAACCUGAAACGAAGAAGGACAACGAAGAGGACUGCAUCACCAUCAGUGACGAUGAAGAAGCACUCGUGCGUGCCGAACGUGUUGUGGACACGCACGACCCUCGCUUACCGUGGGUGUCUUUCUUCGCUCUCCGCGCGGUGCGGGCCGGGGGCGAACUCACGUGGAACUACAACUACGACGUGGGUUCCGUGCCCGGGAAGGUCCUCUACUGUUACUGCGGAGCCCCAACGUGUCGCGGCCGGCUGCUGUGA
Molecule: messenger RNA, 456 nt
Organism: Danaus chrysippus (African queen)
Lineage: Eukaryota; Metazoa; Arthropoda; Insecta; Lepidoptera; Nymphalidae
Source: the annotation of a GenBank genome assembly